AGGAGGUCGAGGAGAGGCCAUAUUUAAUGUAGGAAUGAUUGAGGAUAUUAGGGGUUUGGACUUCUAAUUGGGUCUCAAAUCCAAUUUGGAGACUUAAAACUCUCCAAGGAGGAAGAAUUUCAUAUUACCAAGAAAAAGGAAAAGGAAUACAUUGUUGUCUUUCCACCAUUAUUAUCAUCAAGAUGUUUGGCAUCAAUUUGUGCUUCUUCUGCGUAGCUUGCCUCUUCUUCCCUUUCUUUGGAUUUGCCUACUCCAAUUUCAUUUCCAAUGGUGCGCUUGAUGCUGAUCAUCGAUCCGCUGGAGGCCCUAAUCGUGUCCUUCUUCAAUUGAAAAAAGCUUGCAAUGUGAGCUUUCAAGAUAUGGACUACACGAUCUUGACGACGCAAUGCAAAGGUCCAUUGUACCCGAAAAAUCAAUGUUGUGAUGCGUUGAAGCAAUUUGCUUGCCCUUAUACCAACGAGAUCAACGAUGCCAGCACGAACUGCGCAGAGACCAUGUUCAGUUACAUCAAUCUCUAUGGCAAGUACCCUGCCGGCCUCUUCGCCAACACUUGCAAGGAAGGAAAAGUCGGUCUCGAUUGUGCCGCCGGCCCCAAGAAGAAUGGAGUUACCUCCAAUAACGUCCAUCUCUUCCUCUUGCCCAUGGUGGUUGUAAUGUUCAGCAUUGCAGCAAUUAUUUGAUCCUCUUAUAACUUAGAGUUGUUUUGAAGCCAAAAUUUCAAAGUAAAAAAGAUUUGGGUAUGUAAUGAGUCAACAUGAAUGGGCGAUACAUGCAUGAUCUUGGUAAAAGAAACAAAAUGUUUUUGAUGGGAAUUAAUGAAAAACACGCUCAAGGCUAUGGACGACGAUUGAUCCUUCCUUACAUUGCAGGUUUUAUGAUUUAUACAAUGAAUAUCUUACCAGGUAGUUUAAUAGCAUGUUUGGUUCAGUUUCAUAAUCUCUAGUCUAUAGGCUCCAAUAUGUUCAAUCACUAUAUUAGACAUUUUUAAGUUGAUG
Molecule: messenger RNA, 995 nt
Organism: Linum tenue
Lineage: Eukaryota; Viridiplantae; Streptophyta; Magnoliopsida; Malpighiales; Linaceae
Source: the annotation of a GenBank genome assembly